Molecule: messenger RNA, 2679 nt
Organism: Condylura cristata (star-nosed mole)
Lineage: Eukaryota; Metazoa; Chordata; Mammalia; Eulipotyphla; Talpidae
Gene: MYCT1
Product: myc target 1
Cellular component (GO): nucleoplasm
Source: RefSeq, a predicted model, not a curated record
AUGCAAACACAAGUAUAUGAGGGUUGUGUGAAAACUGCUUUUCUCCUGCCGAACCACAGAGACCGGGAGUCAAAGUGCUUGCUUUGGGCAUACUGGCUUUUAUUUCUUUCUGUUUUCCUUCUUCUUCUCUUUCUUGUGGAUAUUAUGGCUAAUAACACAACAAGUUUAGGGAGUCCAUGGCCAGAGAACUUUUGGGAGGAUCUGAUCAUGUCCUUCACAGUGUCUAUGGCAGUCGGGCUCGUCCUCGGAGGAUUUAUCUGGGCUCUGUUUGUUUGUUUGUCUCGGAAAAGAGCCAGCGCUCCUAUCUCACAGUGGAGUUCAAGCCGGCGAUCUCGGUCUUCUUACAACCAAGGCCUCAACAGGACUGGACUUUACCGUCACAGCGGCUGUGAACGUCGAAGCAACCUCAGCUUGGCCAGUCUCACGUUCCAGCGCCAAGCUUCCAUGGAUCAAGCUAAUUCCUUUCCAAGAAAAUCCAGCUUCAGGGCCUCCACUUUCCAUCCAUUCCUGCAAAGUCCUCCACUGCCCGUGGAAACUGACAGCCAGCUGAUGACGCUCCCUUCCUCCAGUGCCUCUUCUGCCAUCAAUACCUUCCACAGUCUGAGCCGUCCCGAUUUCCACUGGUCCAGUAACAGCCUUCGCGUUGGCCUUGCGACUCCUCCGCCACCAGCCUACGAGUCCAUCAUAAAAGCGUUCCCAGAUUCCUGAGUAAUCAGGGGGCUUUCCUUGAUAACCUGCUUCUUUCUUUUCUUUCUCUUUUUUUUUUUUAAUGGAAAGGAAAUAACAAAUAACCUAAAGAGAUUUCCGAGAAACAAGCUCAAUAACUGGUGAGGUUUUAAGGCUGUCAUAUGUCCCCGAUGGACAUAACAAUGUAAAACGUAUUUUUAAUACGUGUUUUCCUUGUGCCUCACAAAACGGUAAUUUUUUCCCCAAACAGUUCUGUAUUAUGUCUUUUUAAAUUCAAGGUGAAGAUUUUUAAAGAUUGUGCUUUCAUCUAACCAUCAGUUGUGAAAUAGUAUAUAUAUUCUCAUGAAAAUAAAAAUUACAGGUAUUUUUGGUUUACAAUCCUCGUUCACUUCUUUGAUGUGGCUAUAACGGGGAAAAAUGAGUUUCUCUUUUUCAACAUUUUUUUAAAACACUUUCUAUCAUAAGGAAUUUUAAUUUUACUUUCUUUAGACUGACAAGUGAAUCAUUUUACAAUCUUGGACUUUUUAUGAAUAUUUGGGCACAAAAUGAGAGAAUGUAGGUGGCUGUGAAGUUCCUUGACUCUCUUCACUUAUGAAAGUGAAGGAAUUGAGAAAAUGCAGACAAACUGUGAGUUUUGUAAGAAUUUCCAUGUUUGAUCCUUACUUCUCCCCAAGUUUCCUACUGAGGCUAUCCCUUCCCAUCACUGAGGUGAACUCCUGGAAUCUGCUAACAUGAUUUUAACAUUUCUCAACUUUGUGUAGUUAUGUUGUUACAAAAGCAACAACUCAACUUGCUUGACCUAAAACUCUCUUUCACACUGAGGUUUCCAUUUUUUUCUAGGGGAAUACAUCUUCUUCCUUCGAUUUGAAUCUAGAAACUGGAAAAGCACUUUAUCUAGGGGUCUUGUCUUAUAACUUCAAAACAAAUAAGUGCCAUGGGGAAAAACUUUGUCCUCAACAUAGUUGCUGUGGCCAUAAAGCAUUCUCUCUCCUAGAUAUAUUCAUAAAACAUCAUCCCCUUCUUUGCUAUGACUCUCAACCUCAGAUUCUCUGAAGAGCUGUUGUUGAUCAGCAAACAGAGCUGUGUAUUUAUUGGGGGAGUCCUCUGCCCCAUGAGGAAGGUACAUCCCAAAAGUGGGUACCAGAAAUUUCCAGUGUCCAGAGGUCGGCAGCUUCCCCCUUUCACGUCAGGACUCCAGGCCAGUGAGUACUCUUCAGACGGCCUGUGGUUCCUCUGUGAGACAAGAGAACACUGAGCUGUAGUUGCAUCUGUUCCUAGGAAUGCUGGGAUUUUCAGUGAAGAAAAACAAUUCAUUUCAGCUCCCUCUGUGCAGUGUUCAACCAAGAGUGUCUGAUUGCGGCGACUUUUAUAUAAUAAAGGAUUCCUUAUAGCAUUUCUUUCUUAUUUUUAUUUAGCCUUUGUUCUUAAUGAUUAUUCUUAAUGAUGUCUGUAAAUCGAUGUUCUCUUGUGUAAUAUAUCUGAUUGAAAGGAGGGGGGAAGAAGGAUGGGAGGAAAAAAGGGUGAAGCAGAAGAAAGCAGAGAACAAAAAUUGAAAGGAUGACAAAUUUACUAUAAACUGACUUUUUAAUAAAGAAAUGUAGCAGCCGUCAUGUAGCCAAGUAAGAGUGCAAUACUUGGUUAACCGAGAAGCAAGAUUAUUUUGGGCUUGUCUGUCGUUCUAAAUGCUCAAUCUAAAUGUUUAAUGUGAGAAGUGAGCAAAGCCUAUGGUUUUUAUAAAGAAUUGACACGGGAAAUAAAAACCGCUUCUUCUCUUUCAAAUAAGGAAAAUGAGGACAGAAAUCCUUUGAUGUAUUUAACCAUCUGGCAGAAUUGUGAUUCUCCCUUCCUUAAUUAUAAAGCAAUCAAAAUGAGUAUCUUGUAAAUAUUGUGAAAUGUAUGAAGUGUGAAAUUAAAGCAAGAGCUGGAGACUUUUCUAGUUAUAUGUUUUAUGUGAUGUUUUGUUGAUCAUGACACAAAAUCAAACUGGUAUCU